UUUAGUUCUCGUUAGAUGUAUUUCAAGUACGUUCAAGUCUGUGUCUUUAUUUUGAAUCACAACUAAAAAAAAAUGAAAAUAAUCGUGAUUAUUUCUGCUAUUUGUGUUUGCGUUGGUGCAUUGACACAUGAGGAAUUAAAAUCCGAGAUACAUAUUCUGCAGUCAAUUUGCAAGACAGAAAUUGGUAUUGAUCAACAAAUAAUAGAUGAUAUUAAUGAUGGCAAGAUCAAUAUAGAUGACGAAAAUGUUUUAUUAUUCGUUGAAUGUACGAUGAAAAAAUUUAAUAUUGUUGACGAGAAUGGAAAUUUUAAGGAAAAAGAUACCAGAGAUGUUGUGGGAGCAGUUUUAAAUGAGGAUGAAGUUAAUCAAUUAAUCACCGAAUGUUCACCUAUCUCUGAUACCAAUGUACAUGUAAAAAUUAGUAAGAUAUUACAGUGUUUUGCGAAAUAUAAAACAAUAAAUGAUGUACUAAAUUCCUAAAUUUUCAACUAUCAAAAAGAAAAUUAUUCAGAAUGCGAUCUACUUAUUUUCUAUUUUAAUUGAUUUAAUGUAUUUUAUUUAAUUAAAAAAAUAUUUGAAUACUUUAAUUAAUAAAUUGGAAUAUGGUUAUUUAACAUGUUAAA
Messenger RNA from Apis laboriosa (Himalayan honeybee), 623 nucleotides. RefSeq lists its product as uncharacterized. Gene Ontology annotation, molecular function: odorant binding. The record is from RefSeq and is a predicted model, not a curated record. Lineage: Eukaryota; Metazoa; Arthropoda; Insecta; Hymenoptera; Apidae. Bases 73 to 480 code for a protein of 135 amino acids. Gene Ontology annotation, biological process: sensory perception of smell. The transcript is spliced from 5 exons.